Molecule: messenger RNA, 2464 nt
Organism: Tachysurus fulvidraco (yellow catfish)
Lineage: Eukaryota; Metazoa; Chordata; Actinopteri; Siluriformes; Bagridae
Exons: 2
Coding region: 674-2212 (512 amino acids)
Source: RefSeq, a predicted model, not a curated record
CCAGAAAGAUUCAGGAUUGGCAUUUGAAGGUUCACGAACCGAUCGUAUUCAUAGGAGAUUCCAAUUUGGCUCGUAUUCCACAGUUUUAUAAUCCUUUGGUACAGAUACAGUUUUCCGGGUGCUAACUUCUUACACAUCGCUAAGGUCUUGCAGAAACUGACACCUAAUCCGAACACUCAGAAGGUAAUCCUGGCUUUGGGCAUCAACAACAAAGAACAACUGGUCCAACAGACAUCUAAGAAACAGUUACAAGAAUUGUGGAGAUCGGCGGCGACAGCUUUCCCCAAUGCGAUGGUCUAUACCCCUGUGAUCCACUUCUCUGAUCUGCUCCCUGCCUCUCAACAGAAAAACCUUAAGAAACUCAAUGAGUUUAUUUGUACCAGUACUAAGUUUCUUACUGAACUUUCCCCUCUUAGGUUUAGGGUGAACCCUAAGGAUCCGGUCCACUGGACUAGGCAGACGGCGAUCGACAUUUUGGCACAUUGGCUGGACCAAUUAAACUACUAGAUUCGGAAAAGUGUAUCUCGGUUCAACACACCGUACGAAAUAACAUUUAUUAACCUCUCUAGAACAUUUAUACUUACAGAUUCGCAGGAGCAGCUCCUGAGCAGGGGUCUGACUUUUGUGCCGACGCCACGGAGGGUGGUUCCUGGAGAGCUCUUGGAAGACGUCCAUGCCUUUUAAUAGAACGUUGAAAUUGUUAGACUAUUUUGAUUAUGAAUCGGAUAUAGAACGUUUACCCUUUCUUAAUAAAUCAAAUUGGACCCCCAAGAUUGAGACAAUUUCUUCACCCAUUUCAAAACUAGUUCAGAAUAAUUACAGGACAGUUACCUUAUUAAAUUCUCCAUUGUUGGAUAGGGACAAUUUGGAUCGACAUCAGAGAUUAGCUUUGACACAAUUGAAGAACAACAAAGAUAUUGUUAUAAAACCUGCUGACAAAGGCUCGGCUGUAGUCAUAUUGGACAGACAACAAUAUUUGUUGGAAGCUCGUCGACAACUUGACAAUCCAGAUCAUUAUAUUCGAUUACCACACUCGAUACAGAAUCAAACGCAGUCUUUAUUGAUUGUCUUCCAAAAAUUACAGACUAAAGGUUACAUUAAUCAUAAACAAAAAAUGUACCUCAUAGGACCGAAUCCACCACGGCCACGAUGCUUCUAUCUGCUUCCCAAGGUACACAAAGAUCCUAAGGCAUGGACGAUCCCUUUCGAGGUUCCCCAGGGCCGCCCUAUCGUGUCCGAUUGUGGCAGCGAGUCGUACAAUUCAGCACAAUAUGUCGACCAUUUUUUGAAUCCACUUUCUCAAAUUCACGACAGUUAUUUAAAAGACGCGUAUGAUUUCAUAGAGAAGAUUCGGGACAAAUCCUUUCCUGGUCAUGCUUUUCUCUUUACAGCUGACAUCGAAUCACUUUACACCAACAUUGACACUCGAUUGGGCCUUGAGGCAGUCAGAGAGUGCUUCAAUAGACAUCCAGACCCUUGUCGGCCGGAUGAUCUUAUAUUGCAGCUGUUGGAGAUCAACCUGACCAGGAAUGAUUUCGAAUUUGAUAAACAGUGUUAUCUACAGAUCCAGGGUACGGCGAUGGGUAAGAUGUUCGCUCCUUCUUAUGCCAAUAUCUAUAUGGCUUAUUGGGAGCGGACAUUGCAAUCCAAAUUUACGGAAAGGCCUGCUCUCUAUUUCAGGUAUUUGGAUGACCUCUUUGGUGUCUGGUCCCACGGCCCUGAGUCAUUCGAUCGGAAAAACCAGAACUUGAAGGAUUUGUUGGUCAGAUCUUCGCUUCCUUCGGAUCCUGUGGCAGCACCUCCGACUUGGACAAAGUAUUUCCGCCAGCCUAAAGUCCUGUGGACCGAUCCUAGGGGACAUGUUGCUUUACCUCGCAUAACCUUAUUGACUCGGAAUGUUGUAUAUUUGAUAACCUGUACUCAUUGUGCUCACCGAUAUGUGGGGGAAACGGGCAAUACACUACAGACACAACUGAAACAACAUCUUCGUAACAUUAACCUUCAGAAUCUCAACACACCAUUAGUAAAACAUUUUGCUUCUAUAGAUUUGUCUUAUUUCAUUAUUUCUGGAUUGGAGGCGAAUUUUCUAUGGUCUUUUGGGGAAAGGAAACGGAGGGAGAUGGUUUGGAUAAGGGAUUUGAACACCUCUCUUCCGUGUGGGUUCAAUAUUGGGGAUCGGGUAUGGGCUGAAGUGGGAGAUCCUGUUUGGUAAUUCAUGGUCUAGAUUGUACACCCCCCCCCUCCUUUCUGUUUUCUUUGAAGUGAUGUGAUGGUAUAUUUGACUUUUGGAGUGAUUAGUAUGAAAUUUGAUGGUUGGCACUUAUACUUUAGCACUUGGAGACCAUGUAGAGCCAUACAGAUUCACCGUACUGAAUAAUAUCCUCCCAAUCCUGGUUUCCAUUUUCCUUUUUUUUUUUUUUUUCUCUCUAGUCUUCAUUUUUGGUCGAGUCGGAUUUUGUCGUCC